AUGGCAGACCCGCCCUACGACGACGACGAGGACAGCAACGACACCCUCUUCCAACGAGUGCUGUCCUUGGGCCUUGCUCCCGUCCGCAUCUUGACCUCCCGCACCGCCAUCAAAGCCUACCUCUCGACACUGCUCUUCCUGGGCACCUCGACCGUGCUCCUCGCCCUCUCCUCGACCGCCUAUGCCUUCUUCUACUACAACUACAUCCCACAGAUCAGCUUGGAACGCGUCCUGUACCUGCAGUAUGGCACCGACUUUCCCCCGCACGCGAUGGCGGCCCUGGACACAAACGCCCUGGUUUCGCAGCAGGCGUAUAAUGUGGAGGUGAUCCUGGACAUGCCGCGCACCCCGAACAACCUGCAGGCUGGCAACUUCAUGCUGGACCUAUCCCUGCUGGGCUCCAAAGGUGUACCGGACGCCAUGGCCUCGUGGCUGGGCAACAUCACGCUGGAAAACGUGCUCUACCACUCGCGACGACCGGCCAUCUUGCCCUACGCGUCCCCGAUCCUGUCGCUCAGCCACACGGUGCUCCAUCUGCCCUGGCACCUGCUCAACUUGCGCGACCUGGACAGGUCUCGUCUGGUGGUGCCCAUGUUCGAGAUGCUGGUGUUUCCCCGGGGUGUGAGGAACCUGCCCACGCACGCGCGACUCGAGCUGCAGGCCGGCAGUGUUUUGCAGGUGUACGACGUCAAAUUGGCGUUUCGGGCCAAGUUUCAGGGCAUGAGGUACUGGAUCUACAACUACCGCAUCACGACGUUUGUCGUCUUCACGGCCCUAUUUUACGGCGUCAGUCUCACGAGUAUGGCGUUGGGGUGGGCGGUGAUUUCACAUGUGCUCUCCUCCGGUGGUGGCGGCGAUGGGACGCAGAAGAGGAUCAAGAUGGAAGCAGGCACGCCGAUCAAUCCCGAGCAACACGAGUCGUCCUCGGGCACCGCCACCGCCAAAAUCAAGACGGAGGACGAGGCCGAGUUGUCCAGCCCGCACGGGGGUGGUGGUUUGUCUCUCUCGAACGUCUCGGACACGCCGACACAGUUUCCGACCGGGAGAGGUCGGCCGCUCUUGUCGUAUGCUGGACGUUUCCCUGGCGGCUCCGCGGCAAAAGAAGCGAGAGAACAACAUAUGGAAGUGGAGGAAGACCGUCUGAGAAGGCCCAUGGGUCCCGGCGAGGCGGCGGACGACGAAGACGAGGGAGACUUUGACGAGGAGGAAGAAAACAUUCGCGGGAGACGGGCCGAAGGGGGCGAUUCCGGGAUCGGGACCAGCAUGGAGAGCGAGCAUGCUGCUGCUGGGGGCUCGGGGGUCGUCGUCCGGAGGAGGAGGAGUUCCAGGGGACUAGGGAAGGGAUGA
This is a messenger RNA of Fonsecaea erecta, 1347 nucleotides long. RefSeq lists its product as hypothetical. Gene Ontology annotation, biological process: lipid droplet organization; lipid storage. The record is from RefSeq and is a predicted model, not a curated record. The coding region runs from base 1 to 1347 and encodes 448 amino acids. Gene Ontology annotation, cellular component: endoplasmic reticulum membrane. The transcript has 2 exons. Lineage: Eukaryota; Fungi; Ascomycota; Eurotiomycetes; Chaetothyriales; Herpotrichiellaceae.